Messenger RNA from Monodelphis domestica (gray short-tailed opossum), 1590 nucleotides. The record is from RefSeq and is a predicted model, not a curated record. Lineage: Eukaryota; Metazoa; Chordata; Mammalia; Didelphimorphia; Didelphidae.
AUGGUGGAUUUUGAGGACUUAUGGAAUAUGGUUUCUAGUUUUCGGAUUUCUGAACUACAAGUACUGUUAGUCUUUGCUGGAUAUAAUAAAAAUGGAUGCAAGCAUGACCUCCUGAUGAGGGCUUUACAUUUAUUGAAGAGUGGUUGUAGCCCAGCAGUUCAGAUUAAAAUCAGAGAACUUUACAGACUGCGUUACUCAAGAACAAUUGAAAGUCUUUCAGAUUUUUCCAUGAUAAAACCAUCAGUUUUCAAUUUGGACAAUAGUUCAUCACCUGUGGAGUCUGACUUGACUGAUGCUGGGAUCCACCCAUUGCCUUCUACUUCUCCUUCCUCUCCUGUUGGCUCAGUGCUCCUCCAAGAUACUAAUACUUCAUUUGAGAUGCAGCAGCCAUCUCUCCUGAUUCCUCCUGUCCACCCUGAUGUUCAGCUGAAAAGUCUUCCCUUCUAUGAUGUUCUUGAUGUUCUUAUCAAACCUACAAGUUUAGUUCAGAGCAGUUUUCAGAGAUUUCAAGAGAAGUUUUUUAUUUUUGCAUUGACACCUCAACAAGUAAGAGAAAUAUGCAUUUCCAGGGAAUCUUUUCCAGGUGGUAGAAGAGAUUACACUGUCCAAGUACAGCUAAGAUUGUGCCUAGCAGAAACUAGCUGUCCUCAGGAGGAUAAUUAUCCCAAUAAUCUGUGCAUAAAAGUAAAUGGGAAGCUGUUUUCUUUGCCAGAUAAUGCAACACUUCUUGGGCAUUUCAAAUGCCCAAGAAAUAGAAGUAAACAGAAACACCAGAGACACCCCUUGAAUAUUACAUCUCUAGUUAGGUUAUCUUCUGCUGUGCCAAACCAGAUUUCCAUUUCUUGGGCAUCUGAAAUUGGAAAGAAUUACUCCAUGUCUGUGUAUCUUGUACGACAGCUGACAUCAGCCACGUUGUUACAGAGGUUAAAAAUGAAAGGUAUUCAAAACUCUGAUCAUUCCAGAGCAUUAAUUAAAGAGAAGCUCACUGCAGAUCCUGACAGUGAAAUUGCUACAACAAAUCUUUGGGCAUCACUGAUUUGUCCUCUAGGAAAAAUGAGGCUGACAAUUCCAGGUCGUGCAGUGACAUGCACACAUCUGCAAUGUUUUGAUGCUGCUCUUUACCUACAAAUGAAUGAAAAGAAGCCUGCCUGGAUUUGUCCUGUUUGUAACAAAAAGGCUACCUAUGAAAGUCUAAUACUAGAUGGGCUCUUCAUGGAAAUUCUCAAUGAGUGUUCUGAUGUCGAUGAGAUUAAAUUUCAAGAGGAUGGUUCUUGGUGCCCAAUGAGACCAAAGAAAGAAGCUCUUAAAGUUUCAAACCCACAGUGUACAAAAAUAGAAAGUUCAAGUGUCCUCACUAAAUCCUGUUCAGUGACUGUGGCCAGUGACACAAGCAAGAAGAAAAUAGAUGUUAUUGACUUAACAGAGAGCUCUUCUGAUGAUGAAGAGCCUCCUGCCAAAAGGAAAUGCAUACUUAUGGUGGAGACACAAAGCAGCCCAACCAAAUGGGUUCUCAUGUACCAGCCAUCUACUGUCAGGGUGCCUAAUGUGACUGUAGAUGCUUCUCUGCCACCUUCAUUAACAGAUUACUGA